Molecule: messenger RNA, 456 nt
Organism: Strongylus vulgaris
Lineage: Eukaryota; Metazoa; Nematoda; Chromadorea; Rhabditida; Strongylidae
Source: the annotation of a GenBank genome assembly
CUUGUUCACAGCUGCACUGUUGAAGAUGGGCAGGGCGAAAAACGAUCCAUUAUCGAUGAAAGCGGGUGUCACACCGAUCGACAACUGAUCGGAGAUCCGACAUAUGCAGAAGCGUUAAAUAUGGCUUAUCGCGAAUCCUACGUAUUCAAAUUUGCCGACAGAAGUGUUCUACGAUUUAAAUGCGGAAUACGUCUCUGUUCGAAAGAUGAUGGGGGUUGCGACGGUGUCACGCCACCCAUAUGCCUCAACGAGACGCGUAUUCAAAAUGUUGAUGAUAUGAACGAACAAACGGGCAAGAAAUGGAGGCAUCGUCGUACAAUAAAUUCUUUUUCUGGGAAAGAGGUGGAUUUGUUGUCACAACAACUUUAUAUCCUUGACAACGGAAGAGAAGAGUUGGAGCAACUGAAUCAGAUCAGCGAAGGUCAGUUGCAUAUAAUGAUGAUAUGGGAAAGAUAA